AUGUCCUCUUUCUGUUUUACAGAAUUAAAACAAGGAAUUUCUCAAGACUUGGCUUCUUCCCCCAAAUUAGACAGAUACAAAGUAGCAAGGUAGUUAACAGAAAAAGCAAUCAAGGUAAAUGCUCCUUGGGACUCGGUGGGGAGGGGGACACUUUUUGAAAAGAACGUUUACUUUAUCUAUGGACACUACCCGGUGGUGCAUGCGGCUCUGUGGAGGAAGGGCUGGGUGGAGAAGAAGUUCCAUUUCUUGCCCAGGGUCAUUGCCACUGUCGACGAUAGAGGCACCAGGGUUGCUGAUAAUAAACCUGCUGAAGUGAAAGAAAAUAAAUAAACUGCUUUCGAGAGAAUAGAGGACAUCCACGAUGUGAUGUCUAGGUUGGUAAAAAACAAGAUGCCCUACCUCCUCUGGACCAUCAAGAGGGACGUCAUUGACCAUCACAACCUGAUCUGUGACCAGAUGCUGAACCACUACACCAAGACCGCCUCCUUCACCACCAAGAUCGGGCUGUGCGUGAACAUGUAGAGCCUGACAUGGUACGUCCCGGUGAACCCCGACUCCUUCUUCCCACACUGCUACAGCCUCUGUGCUGACAGUGAGCAGCAGGAGAUCCUGGAUGACUUCCGGCAUACCAUGGCAUCCAGCAUCCUCAAGUGGGUGGUCAGUCACCAGAGUUUCGGCAGCAGCAAGCCCACCGCCCAGGCGGAGGAGGCCGAGAGCAGCAAGCUGAACAGCGGGACAGAUGCUGAAAAGGCUGAGGCAAAGCUCACGGGCCUUCCCAGGCAGCUUGUGGACGUCGCAUACAAGGUGUGCCAGACCUACCUGGGGAAGCUGGAGCAUGAGGACAUCGACAUGGCAGAGGGCGCCACGGAGGACCUCACUGAGGCCGAGUGGGAGGACCUGACCCAGCAGUACUAUGCCCUCAUUCAGGCCAAGUUCUUCCUGGAGCCAGGAGUCCAGCACUCCCUUGACAGCAGCCACCAGAAAGAGGAACUGGGCAGAGGUGGUCCUGGCACCCCAGAACUUGUCUUCCUCCUGAGCAAGUCACUGCAGCCCUGGGUCACUGGAAACUUGCUGGUCCCCUGGGCGGCAUUGGCUGUGACCAGCAUGGUGGACAUCCACGGUGACCCGCCCUAUUUACACAAGAUCAUUUUGGGCCGGCCCCUUGUCUUCCUCCUGAGCAAGUCACUGCAGCCCUGGGUCACUGGAAACUUGCUGGUCUCCUGGGCGGCAUUGGCUGUGACCAGCAUGGUGGACAUCCACGGUGACCCGCCCUAUUUACACAAGAUCAUUUUGGGCCGGCCCUGGAGGGUCCUGUUCCUAUCCUGGGGCCAGCGGUGCACGUCGCUCACCAGGGAGGAGGUGUGUCGGCUGGACAGGUCCAACGGGUCCAACGGGUCCAACGGGUCCAACGGGGCCUGGGGUGGCUGCUGGCACCGCAUGGCUUCCCCUCCACCUUAUCACUUCUGGAGUCUAGCCCAUGACUGCAAAGCCACCAACGGGGUCUCGAUUAAUUUGAGGCUUCAGGCUAUUGCAGCAGAGAAAGAGCAGCUGGCAGGUAGUGCUGCAGCCAUCUGCACAGACAUAGUGUGCAUGUACCGUGUGGAAGAGAUCCUCAAGCUGGUGGCUACAGAGCACCCUCCUUCCAGGGACAACAAGUGGGUGGUCCAGAAGUACAUCGAGACACCAAUGCUCAUCUACAACACCAAGUUUGACAUCAGGCAGUGGUUCCUCGUCACAGACUGGAGCGCCCUGACCAUCUGCUUCUACAAGCAGAGUUACCUGCAGUUCUCAACACAGCGCUUCUCACUGGACAAGCUGGACAGCGCCAUCCACUUGUGCAACAACGCCAUCCAGAAGCACCUGAAGAAUGACGUGGGCUGCAGCCCUCUGCUGCCAGCACACAACAUGUGGACCAGUGCCAGGUUCCAAGAGUACCUGCAGCGCCAGGGCCGCGGUGCCACGUGGGGCAGUGUCAUCUACCCGUAAAAGGUGCCCAUCACCCACAUCAUGAUGGUGGCGCAGGAUCACGUGGAGCCUCGCAAGAACAGCUUUGAGCUCUACGGGGCCGACUUCGUGCUCGGGAGGGACUUCAGGCCCUGGCUGAUCGAGAUCAACUCCAGCCCCACCAUGCACCCGUCCACGCCUGUCACGGCCCAGCUGUGUGCAAAGGUGCAAGAGGAUGCCAUCAAGGUGGCCGUGGACCGCAGCUGUGACAUCGGCAACUCCAAUCUCCUGUGGAGGCAGCCUGUGGUCAAGCUGCCCCUAUUCAGCAGGUCUGACCUCUGUGUGGCGAGCAUUGGUAUGAGGAGGGUAAGAAGGCAGGUGCUGCCCGUCUGCAACCUCAAGGCCUCAGCCUCGCUGUGGGACGCACAGCUGCUGAAGGCACAGUGCCCCCUCGCCACUGGACCCAUACAACCAGCUCUCCAGCGAGACCUGGGACUGAGGGAUGAGAAGGGGCUCCCUCUGGCCUUGCCGGCACCCCUAAAAAGGCCAGCCAAGAGCAGCAGAGCCACACAGCCCACCCGCACCAAGGCUGCCAGGAAGGCGGAGCUCCCUGCUUGCCUUUGCCGCCAUGAGGACAGUCAGGCCCUGAACACCUGUGACCCCGAAGCCCAGCCUACCAGAUACUCAGAUCCAAACCUGUUUAAUGUGUACCCCUGGCGCCUGUGCUGCAGGGCCUGA
Molecule: messenger RNA, 2682 nt
Organism: Cebus imitator (Panamanian white-faced capuchin)
Lineage: Eukaryota; Metazoa; Chordata; Mammalia; Primates; Cebidae
Product: protein monoglycylase TTLL8-like
Biological process (GO): cilium assembly; protein polyglycylation; cilium movement
Cellular component (GO): cilium
Molecular function (GO): protein-glycine ligase activity, initiating
Source: RefSeq, a predicted model, not a curated record